Molecule: messenger RNA, 2624 nt
Organism: Miniopterus natalensis
Lineage: Eukaryota; Metazoa; Chordata; Mammalia; Chiroptera; Miniopteridae
Gene: NSUN4
Product: NOP2/Sun RNA methyltransferase 4
Biological process (GO): rRNA methylation
Cellular component (GO): mitochondrial large ribosomal subunit
Molecular function (GO): RNA methyltransferase activity
Source: RefSeq, a predicted model, not a curated record
CAAAGCAAAAUUCACAAACAGGAACAGGACUGCCAGCCAUAAUAAGCAUCCAGCUGUGGCAAUCAGGACCAACUGAUGGACUCCUCAGCUGAGCUCUUCAUUUUCCUUUUAAUCUACUUUUAUGCUCUUCAAGCUGACUGAUGUCCCUCUCUGCUACCCCCAUAGCAGUCAUCCUAGAAGUUCCCAUUUGGUUUAUACCUCACGUUUCUGUGAGCUCUCCUUUGCCUACUUUCUUGGGGUCUGGAAACACUCCCAAAAUGAUCCUCCACCCUGUGAUUGCGUUAUGGAUUUUGCCACUGUCUGACCUUAGGCUGCCACAGAACCCAAAUUUCCUGCUACUCGACUGGCUUUGCAGUAUUUUGACAUGACCUAUGGAGUGCAGUUUGGGGAUCUUUGGCCAUCCAUCCGGGUCAGUCUUCUCUCAGAGCAGAAGUAUGGUGCACUGGUUAAUAACUUUGCUGCCUGCGAUCAUGUGAGUGCUGAACUGGAGCAGCUGCAUGCCAGGGAUUUUGUGAAUAAAGCCCACUCCCAUGGGGAACUGGGGCCUGAGAGUGGUCAAAUGGCAGUUCCAUCCCCAGCUUCCUGGGCCUGCAGUCCAAACCUUCGAUGCUUCACUUUCACCAGAGGGGAUGUCAGCCGUUUCCCCCCUGCCAGGCUUUGCAGCCUGGGUGUCAUGGACUACUACCUGAUGGAUGCUGCCUCUUUGCUGCCUGUCCUGGCCCUUGGCCUGCAGCCUGGUGACACGGUGCUUGACUUAUGUGCAGCCCCUGGGGGAAAGACACUAGCAUUGCUUCAGACUGGCUGUUGCCGCAAUCUUGCUGCCAAUGAUCUCUCCACUUCCCGAACAGGCAGACUUCAGAAGGUCCUUCACAGCUAUGUACCACAAGAUAUUAGGGAUAAGAGUCGAGUUCGAGUCACCUCAUGGGAUGGCAGGAAGUGGGGAGAACUGGAGGGGGACACCUAUGACCGGGUGCUGGUGGAUGUGCCCUGCACCACAGAUCGCCACUCCCUUCAUGAGGAGGAGAACAACAUUUUUCAGCGGUCGAGAAAGAAGGAGCGGCAGAUGUUACCUAUGCUGCAGGUGCAGCUUCUUGCGGCUGGACUCCUUGCCACCAAACCAGGAGGCCACGUUGUCUAUUCCACCUGCUCACUCUCACACUUACAGAAUGAGUAUGUGGUUCAAGGCACUAUCGAGCUCCUGGCCAAUCAAUAUAACAUCGAAGUUCAGGUGGAAGACCUAACUCACUUCCGAAAGCUUUUCAUGGACACAUUCUCUUUUUUCCUAUCCUGCCAGGUUGGGGAGCUGGUAAUCCCGAAUCUCAUGGCCAAUUUUGGGCCUAUGUACUUUUGCAAAAUGUGUAGACUGACAUAGCAUCACCCUGUUCCUGGAGCCCUGUGUGAAGACAAAGGGUGUACUCCCAUGGAGGCACCAGAAACUGAGACAAUUGGCAAAGAUGCACUCUGGGUCCUGUCUCCAUCCUGUUCAAGUCUUUCUAUAGAUAGUUUUUAGCAACAGGAAGUAGGAGUUUUUCUAUCCUGCUGUCCAAUUGUGGAGCAUCAGGUUUCUAGCUCACUUAUUAUAUCCCACCCCUCACUUCCCAUCUCUAAGCCUGUACUAAAGGUUCCUGUCCCAUUGGGGGCUUAGGAGGAGGAGCCAGUGAGCAGGCCCAUACUUUAAACUGUAAACUUGGAAAGAAGCAUUUAGCCAAUAAAACUGUUGAAGCUCCAUAGAGCUAAGGCUGUGGUUGGGGGCCUUAUGUUACUCCAAGUACUGUUAGUUCUACUUGUACCAGCUGCUGCUACUGAGCACUAGCUCCUAGGUGCCCAAUGCCCAGGACCUCAGUCUGGUUAAAGGCUUCUGGUUACAGAGCCCCUCUUACACUUGAAGUGGUUUUGCAUGAUCAGUCUUGAGCAGUCGGUGGGCCCAAACAAGUCUACCUUAGUUUUUCCAUAUGGCCUAUGAUCUAAUAUAAGAAACAAGUAACUGAAAAUGUUAAGCCAAUACAGUCUCCUUAUUUACAAUGAGAAAGCUCUCCUGAGCUGAAUAAUUCCAGCUAUUCCUCCUCCUGCCAACAGCACUGCUGCCCAAUUGUGGCUGGGGAAGCUGCUCUCCCACAGGGCUGUGUAACUCCUGUGUGUGUCUCUUCUUUUGUUUAAUCCUCUAGCAAGUAUUCCUUGAACUCAUGUAUGGCAGGUAGCCAGGGGGCUGCUGGAGAUGUAGCAGUUGGGAUUGUGGGGGAUAAUGAUGCUCAUCCUUGGGAAUGGCAGUGCUCCUCCUUUGCUUUUUGAGCACCUAGGAAUUUCCUAAUGUAUUAUUAUAUUCUGUUCUUUUUUUCUUUUGUUUUGUUUUUCCUUGUUCCUGGUCUGUGGCUGAGCUCUGGUGCCAGUUGUUUGGCACACCUCAAAUCACUCAGAGUUCUUCCUCCAGCAUCAUAGGGCCUCACCUCACACAGUGUGUUUUGGGAGCAACAUUACAUCAUUUUACUAUUUGCAUGCUAGUUAUGUUGUUUUUGUAACUUUAGCACAAAUAAAGCAAAACUUAAUGACAGGGAUAUUAAAAAUUGCUUGUGGUCACUUGUAGAUAUUGCUUUUUUUAUUAAAUUUUUUCUUCCUGAAAAACUGGA